UGUGCCAUAUCAUAUAGCAAGAUAUGUUUUGUUGGAUUAUGCUUGCUACCUGUGCCGGCGUUUGUGAUUUAUUGUCGAAAACUCUUCUAUAAUGCUCCUUCCAUAUGUUCCAUACUGCAUAGAUAACAAGCUGUGUGCGUCUUGUAUCAUCUCCCUGCCCAUUCAUGCCCAUUCUUGGUUCUCUUUUCGUUACGCAGAAGACAGGCACAUGAAUGAAUGAUACUCCUCCAUUUCAAAUUAUAAGAAGUUUUGUUUUUUUAAUACCUGAAUUUUUAGACAUAUAAUAUAUCUAUAUACUAGAUAUACAGUAAUCUAGAAAAGUCAUGUAAAAACAAUAAUAAUAUCUAGAAAAGUUAAAACGUUUUAUAAUUGGGCUCACGACAAGGAGGUCAGCGGCCCGCCAACGAACUGCAACCCCGCUUUAGCUCGUGCUCGGAUGGGCUUCCAUUAAGCCCACCAAGUCCUUGUCUCCACUGGCCCUUUCUUCUUCUUCGAUUCUUCCUCUUCCCUCCGCCUGCCGCGCCGUCAAGCAACGCCGCCGCCCGUCCCCAUGGACACCACACCUUUCACCUCCGCCUCCGUCUCGCCGGCGGCCGCAUCCGGCCCCGCUCCCGACCCGGAAUCAGCUCUUGUCUCGGCUGUGGCUGACGCGCUUGUCUCCGCCUCCCGCCAGCCCUCGCCGCCGCCCAUGGACACCCUCCUGGCCCCGUACCUCCCGCGCCUCUCCCCCUCGCACCACCCGCAAGUGAUCGCCCUUGCCGCCGCCAACCCAGCGCUCGCCUCUCCGCACACUCUCCUCUCCUACCGCCGCCUCGUCUCCCCGCCGUCCUGCCUCCCCUCCCUACUCCCGCUCCUCCCCAUGCUCCCCUACCGCAACCUCCUCCCGCUCCUCCUCGACUUCGUCCCGCUCGACCCGCUGCGCCACCUCCACCGCCACCUCCUCGCCAGCCUCCCCACGAGUGCGCUCGCUGACGCCGCGCUCUCCGCCUACGCCCGCCUACGCCUCCCCCACCUCGCUGCACAACUCCUCCACUCAUUUCGCCGCCGCGGGCACGUCCGCCCCUCCCUCCAGGCAGCCAACGCCGUGCUCUCCGCACUCGCGCGCAGUCCGUCCACCUCGCCGCAGGCCUCUCUUGAUGUCUUCCGCUCCCUCAUCGCGCUGCGGCUCCACCCCAAUCACUACACCUUCAACCUCCUGGUGCACACCCACUGCUCCAAGGGCACCCUCGCCGACGCCCUUUCCACGCUCUCCACAAUGCAGGGUUUCGGCCUCUCCCCCGACGUCGUCACCUACAACACCCUCCUCAAGGCUCAUUGUCGCAAGGGCAUGCUCGGUGAGGCGCGGACCCUGCUGGCUAGGAUGAAGAAGGAGGGUAUUGCGCCCACCAGGGCCACCUAUAAUACCCUCGUUUCAGCGUACGCGAGGCUUGGGUGGAUCAAGCAGGCGACCAAUGUCGUGGAGGCCAUGACAGCAUUCGGUUUUGAGCCUGACCUGUGGACAUACAAUGUGCUCGCUGCAGGGCUGUGCCAGGCAGGGAAGGUGGACGAGGCAUUUAAGCUGAAGGAUGAGAUGGAGCAUCUCAGCAUAGUAUCGCCUGACGUAGUCACCUACAAUACGCUUGUCGAUGCAUGCUUCAAGUAUCAGCGCUCUUCUGAUGCACUGAAUCUGCUCGAGGAAAUGCGUGACAAAGGGGUGAAGUCAAGUUUGGUCACACAUAACAUUGUUGUGAAGGGGCUCUGCAGGGAGGGGCAAUUGGAAGAGGCGUUGGGGCGUCUGAAAAUGAUGACAGAGGAGGGAUUGGCACCAGAUGUGAUUACAUACAAUACAUUGAUUGAUGCAUACUGCAAAGCCAGGAAUGUUGCCAAAGCAUUUGUGUUGAUGGAUGAGAUGGUGAGGAGUGGACUCAAAAUGGACACUUUCACCCUAAACACUUUGCUAUAUAACCUAUGCAAAGAGAAGCGUUAUGAAGAGGCUGAAGAGCUCUUGCGUUCACCGCCGCAGAGGGGUUUUGUACCUGAUGAAGUCAGCUAUGGUACAGUGAUGGCAGCCUACUUUAAGGAGAAUAAACCAGAGCCUGCUCUGUAUCUGUGGGAUGAAAUGUCUAAGAGGAAGUUAACACCAAGUAUUUAUACUUACAACACAUUGAUCAAAGGGCUUUGUACAAUAGGGAAGUUGACAGAGGCGAUUGACAAAUUGAAUGAGCUGAUGAAGAAGGGGUUGGUACCAGACGACACUACCUACAAUAUCAUCAUUCAUGCUUACUGUAAGGAAGGGGACUUGGAGAAAGCUUUCCAGUUCCACAACAAGAUGCUGGAGAAUUAUUUUAAGCCAGAUGUUGUUACCUGCAACACUUUAAUGAAUGGGCUUUGUCUGCAUGGCAAGCUUGAGAAAGCGAUCAAGCUUUUUGAGUCAUGGGCAGAGAAAGGGAAGAAGGUUGAUGUUAUCACAUAUAACACCUUAAUUCAAGCUUUGUGCAAAGACGGAGAUGUUGAUACAGCUUUGCAUUUCUUUGCUGACAUGGAGGCCAGAGGCUUGCAACCUGAUGCAUUUACAUACAAUGUUGUGUUGUCUGCACUAUCUGAGGCAGGGAGAUCAGAGGAAGCACAGAAUAUGCUCCAUAAAUUAGAUGAGAGUGGGAAAUUAUCUGAAAGAUUUUCUUAUCCUUUAAUUAAAUCUUCUGCGGAGGAAGUGAAGACAGGGAAGGACCCAGAGGUUAAAUCUGACUGUGAAUCUGGUGGAAAUGCAAAAGGUGGUGAUCAGGAGAGCUAUAAUAAAUCUGUAAAGGAACUCUGCGUUGGUGGGCAACUGAAAGAAGCUAAGGCUGUUUUGGAUGAGAUGAUGCAAAAGGGCAUGUCUGUUGACAGUUCAACCUAUAUCACUUUGAUGGAAGGCCUUAUCAAAAGGCAAAAGAGGCAAACACAUGCAGCUGGAUAGGAUAUGAUGGGUUUGCUGCUGUGGUAUGUGACAUAGUCCAUGGUUUUGCCAUAACUUAUCAGUUGGUCAUAUACUGACUAGGCAUAUUAGCUGGUCCUUGGAUUAUAUUAAAUGUAAGAAUAACAGUAGCAACAAUUCGAAUUUGGAAAUUUGCUAAAAUUUAGCAUGCCCCUCAAAAUAUAUUCUUUAAACACUUCUCACGUGAUGUUGUAUGUUGGCCCUUACAAUCCAAGCUCAGGUAAGCUGCUAAGCUUCCCUCACUUACACCAGCAGCUAGAGGUAGAAGAAAACACCCUGGAGCUCAGCACACACACUGUGUUCCUUCCAAACAUGAUACAGGCACAUAAUGAGAAUAAGUGGUAAAUUAAGAAAUGGUAAGCAUGGUAAAGGAUACCUUCAUAAGAGGGUAGCUGAACUGCUGAAGUAAUCAGUAAAAGAGUUCGAUAGCUUCUCAAUGAAACACUUAUUCAUGCAGCUGCUGCACUUGAUCCUCAAGAAUCAUACAGGUCAAACCAUGCAGAAAGGUCAACUUCUCAAUUUUCUGUAACCAUGGCAAUCAAACUCAAUGUCAGAAGCAGCAGCUGCGAUUGACCAAUUUUCUCGGUUCAUUGAAAAGAGAGGGUUAUUUGGAGAUCGAGAAGCUCGGUGGUCAGCACUAAAUGGCAAAACCAGCACAGUUCGCUUAACUGAAACCAGGACAAUGCUUUUUGGAGAAGCUCGGUGGCAAGCAGACUACUCUCUUAGCUCUGCUUCCGAUGUUGACUAGUUGGCCAUUCAUCGCCCAUUUGGUUAGCAGCACUUUUGAUGCCCCUUGGGCAUUCGCCCUAUGUAGGUGUACAUAGGUUGCCUAUUCUUUGUGGUUAGAGAGUUAUUUUUUUUAACUUAUUUUAUUUGGUACUGCUGAAACAUUUUGCUACAUCAAACAGACAAUAGUGAAUUAUACUCAAUAAUAUGACUACUUAUUGUCAUUCUUUGGUUU
This is a messenger RNA of Sorghum bicolor (sorghum), 3914 nucleotides long. RefSeq names its product pentatricopeptide repeat-containing protein At2g16880. The record is from RefSeq and is a predicted model, not a curated record. Lineage: Eukaryota; Viridiplantae; Streptophyta; Magnoliopsida; Poales; Poaceae. The coding region runs from base 551 to 2935 and encodes 794 amino acids. Gene Ontology annotation, molecular function: protein binding. The transcript has 3 exons.